AUGGCUCUAGCAGAUCUAAGAGAAUUGAAAAACUUGUUGGAUAAGGGGUUUAUUCGACCAAGUACCUCGCCUUGGGGUGAUCCAGUCCUGUUUGUCAGAAAGAAUGAUGUAUCUCGUGAUGGUAUCAAGGUUGAUCCUCAGAAAAUUUCAGCAGUUAAAGACUGGCCAAGACCCACUGGUGCAACGGACAUCCGUAGUUUCUUGGGUUUAGCUGGUUAUUAUCGGAAGUUCAUGGAAGGUUACGGAGGCUACAUAGUUUAUUCUGAUGCUUCCCGAAUUGGGUUGGGUUGUGUUUUGAUGCAGAAUGGUAAGGAACAUUGUGGUAUUUUCACUUAUCACAAAAGCCUGCAGUAUAUCUUCAAGCAGCGAGAAUUGAAUCUCAAACGGAGGAGAUGGUUAGAGUUGUUGAAGGAUUACGACUUGAACAUCUUGUAUCAUCCUGGUAAGGCGAGUGUUGUGGCUGAUGCAAUGAGCCUGAAAUCUAUGGGGUCAGCGUUGUUCGAGUUAAGCUUAAAGGUCUAUGAUUAUACUUUCAGGAAGAUAUCGGAGGAUUCGAAGCGCUUUGGCUCAGAUUUGAGAGUUCCAGAUUGGAUUGACCUCUUAUUAUCGUGGCUGAUUGCAGUGCGAGAGUUCCUGAUGAGUGUCUUACAAGGCACUCAGCCUAUUUCUAUCCCACCUUACUGUAUGGCUCCGACAAAGUUGAGGGAGUUGAAGGAGCAGUUACAUGACUUGCGGACUUUCAUGGAUUUGAUGAAUGGGAUUAUCAAGCCUGACUUGGAAUCGUUUAUGACUGUUUUCAUUUAUGACAUCUUGGUGUACUCUCAUAGUAAAGAAGAACAAGAGAAGAAUUUGAGGAUAGUACUUAGGUUAUUGAAGAAGGAGAAGUGGUAUGCCAAAUUUUCUAAGUGUGAGUUCUGGCUUAGUUCCGUGGCAUUUUUGGGACAUGUUGUGUCUAUGGAUUGGAUUAUGGUAGAUCCCAAGAAGAUUGAGGCAGUUAGAAAUUGGGCUAGGCCUAUUUCGGUACUACGUGGAGAAUCCAAGGAGGCUAUUCUUGAUGACAAUGGUGUUCUAAGGAUUAAGAGGCGCAUUUAUGUUCCUAGUGAUGAAGAGGACAUAAUGGAUUUCAUUUCCCAAUGUUUGAAUUUCCAGCAGGUUAAGUAUGAGCACCAGAGACCGGGUGAUGUGACACAUAGGAUAGUCAUUCCCAAGUGGAAGUGGGAGAGAAUAGUUAUUGAUUUCAUGACUACCUAUCACUCGGAGAGGUUGGCUAGGAUCUACAUCAGAGAAAUUUUCAGAUUGCAGGGUGUGCCCAUUUCCAUCAUUAAUUUCAGACGCACCCAGUUCACUUCCCAUUUCUGGAGGACUUCACUGAAGGAACUAGGGACUCAGUUGGAUCUUAGUACCGUUUUUCACCUGCAGACAGAUGGUCAGUCCGAGAGAAUUACUCAGCUGUUAGAGGAUAUGUUAUAG
This is a messenger RNA of Lycium barbarum (goji berry), 1470 nucleotides long. RefSeq lists its product as uncharacterized. Bases 1 to 1470 code for a protein of 489 amino acids. Gene Ontology annotation, biological process: DNA integration. Gene Ontology annotation, molecular function: nucleic acid binding. NCBI's taxonomy places the organism in Eukaryota, Viridiplantae, Streptophyta, Magnoliopsida, Solanales, Solanaceae. The record is from RefSeq and is a predicted model, not a curated record. The transcript is spliced from 11 exons.